This is a messenger RNA of Fulmarus glacialis (Northern fulmar), 140 nucleotides long. Its product is annotated as flocculation protein FLO11-like. The annotation marks the transcript as partial. Lineage: Eukaryota; Metazoa; Chordata; Aves; Procellariiformes; Procellariidae. The transcript has a single exon. The record is from RefSeq and is a predicted model, not a curated record.
UACAGUACCAGUCCCAGUCCCAGUCCAGCCCCAGUCCAGUCCCUGUCCCAGUCCAGUCCCAGUCCCAGUCCCACUCCAAACCAGUCCCAGUCCAGUCCCAAUCCCAAUUCCACUCCCACUCCAGUCCCAGUCCAGUCCCA